UACAAUAUAAUCAGAUCCUCUCAGAGUCAAGCCCCUUUCCUUACUGAAGGCAGCCUGGAGUUGCUCUGCUUGUGUGUGUGUGUGAGAGAGAGAGACAGACUGAUUGUGAUUUUCCUGUGCAGUGCUGCUGUCUCCAUUCUGAGCCCAGCCAGGAGGGGAUAGAGAGCUCUCUGCACUAGAGUGGAGUUUGCCAUUUGCUGUGGGCAUUUCUCCGCGGGCAGGGAGUCUUUGGGAGAAGAUGCUUUGGAGGGGCUGGAUCCUCUGAAGCCCCAUUACUUUUCUCUACUGGGUUUUGGUUUUGGCUGGAGGGGUUCUGCAGCCUUUCCAGCCCAGCUCUUGCCUUUCACGCUAUUGAACUAGGACUCCUCUGAUUUUUUUUUUUUUCUGGACAGUUUUUUUUCCCUCUCCUACCCCCCAGUUGAUUGUGAAAUUCAGUUUGGAUGGGCUUGAACCUUCUGCACCUUUUGGAUUCUGUUGCCUGAGUGAGGAUCUCACCCCGUCUCUCAGCCGCUUGUUAUUAUUCAUAAUUCUUUUUGCUCCUUUCCUACCUGUUGGCUGGUGGCGGAGGAAGUUUCUGCACUUCUGGGUUUGCGAGGAUUUUGCCCUUCUCAGUCCCUCUGGAUUCCCUGCACUGUUGGGGAUGAGGAUGUUAUAAACUUCUAGAGGGGGCAGAUAUUUUUUUCUCCCCCUUGAUUUCCCUAUUUGGAGAGGAUACAGAUCUGAGGUGUUGAGCUCGACUUGCUCCUUGUUUUUUCCCCCCUUUCUCUGUGGCGAUUGAGGGAAGAUCCCAGUUCUUUUUAGUAGCUGAUUUGCUGGGGCAAUCUGAAAUUUCUGUCCUCGGAGAGUGAUCUGUAUCGAUCUGCUGGCUUCCCCCAGAGUUUCUAGCCAAGGACCUUAUGGGAUUUUCCUUCAAUCUACUUCAUGUUCUAGGGUUUCGGUGGAGCUGGCCAUGAUGUUACGGUUCCUGGUGGCUGCCCUCUUCCCAGCUGUGAUCCUGGCCGCGCCGCCCCCCAUUAACAAACUGGCCCUUUUCCCGGACAAGAGCGCGUGGUGCGAGGCGAAGAACAUCACCCAGAUUGUGGGGCACAGCGGCUGCGAGUCUAAGUCCAUCCAGAACAGGGCCUGCUUGGGACAGUGCUUCAGCUACAGCGUCCCCAACACCUUCCCUCAGUCUACAGAAUCCCUGGUGCACUGUGACUCCUGCAUGCCUGCACAAUCCAUGUGGGAAAUCGUGACGCUGGAUUGCCCGGGCAACGCCGAGAUCCCCCGAGUCGACAAGCUGGUGGAGAAGAUCCUCCGCUGCAGCUGCCAGGCCUGCGGGAAGGAGCCGAGCCACGAGGGGGCGCUGUUCAACGUCUACCUGAACGCAGAGGAGAACCUGCCCGCCGAGGGCCCCAGCCCCCAUCACUACGCCCACCACCAGCAGGAGGCGGAAGAGGCUCCCGUCUCCAACCGCCACCGCGAGGAGGAGGGGGGCGAGGAGUGACCCACGCCCUCCAGGACUGUCCGUCCUUCCAGCCUGCAGUGCAGACCGGGGGUGGUGCACGGGGGAGGGGGUGGGGCUGCGGGGUGUCUUACCUGUCUACUAACUACCCAUCAUGCUUUGCUCUUAGCGGCGCUGUGGGGUGGGCAAGAACGUCCGAGGUGCAGACGGGGCUUGGGCUGACACCUGGGGAUGGGAGCGUGGGGGAUCUGAGCAAAUCUACUUGCACAUCAUAGUGAUAAUAUAUUGUCCGGGGGCGGGAGGUUAGGAGAGGGGCAGGACGGGACCCCUCGGGGGCGGAGGGUGGCACAGGCUGGCUCUGCAGGGUUUGGAACCGGGCUUUGGAGCCUCUUCUGCCUUCUCUUCCUUUUCCUCUGUAGUUUUAAUGGACUCUCGCUGGGGGACCAGCCUCUCUCUGCUCUCCUGGGAUGACCGUGAGGGUGAGCUAUCUCCCGCAUCCUCCUGGGAGUGGGGCAUCCCCCCAGCCUCCUGGGGGUGUAGGGCUGGGGUGCGCUGCCUCUCUGUUGCCCCUAGGGGUGGGUGGUUUAGGGAGACUCCAACACUGAGGCCUUGGCUAGGGGAUAGGAAGAUCUUUCGUUCUCCAUACCCAGAGGAACUCACUGAUUGAAACUGCACCCAGCUCUGGGUUCAGGCAGGUCUUGGUUCUCGCUUUGCCCCGAAUGUGACUCCGGCAGGGAAAUGGGGGAGCCUAAGUAGGGUUUUAUCCCCAGUGCUGGUUAUCCGCAGGACGGAGAUGGUGUGUGCCGGGUGCUGAGGGUGGGAGAAGAUGCAUGUGCAUGCUGGGGUCUGGGACAGGAAUGACACGGUGGCCUAUGGGGGGCCGGGAGGGCUGGUGGAAGGGAGUGGAGGGUCUAGGGACUCUGCAUUUCUCCAGCACUCCCAUGCUCUGUAUUCUUUGGCUCCUAUUGGUCUUGCCCCAGAAAACAGGGUGUUUGCACCUGCUCAUGUCCCUGGGUUUAUUGAUGGACCCUGGCGCUCCCUCCUAUCCCUCAUCCUCUGGGGUGGGUCAAGGAGAAGCAGCGCAAGGGGCAGGAAGGACUCUCCUUGCUCGCUGCCUAGUCCGAGUCCACUGCAAACCCGGUGUGCACCCAGCUGAGAAGGAAGAGCUCCCUUGGGGGAAGGCAGGGCCUGCUGGGGA
Molecule: messenger RNA, 2642 nt
Organism: Trachemys scripta elegans
Lineage: Eukaryota; Metazoa; Chordata; Testudines; Emydidae
Product: neuroblastoma suppressor of tumorigenicity 1
Exons: 4
Coding region: 950-1486 (178 amino acids)
Biological process (GO): animal organ morphogenesis
Molecular function (GO): receptor ligand activity; BMP binding
Source: RefSeq, a predicted model, not a curated record